AUGCCCACUGGCUGCCGGCCUCCCCGCCCGCUUCCAGUUUUCCCCUCCCUAGCAACGGGAGCGGCGUUUCCCUUAGCAACCGCGUCCCCUUCAGCGCUGGAUGCCCAUUGGCUGCCGGCCUCCCCUCCCGCGGCCGCCCUGGAUGCCCAUUGGCUGCCGGCCUCCCCUCCCUCCGCCGGUUUUCCCCUCCCUAGCAACGGGAGCGGCGUCCCCCUUAGCAACCGCGUCCCCCUUAGCGACGGCCCGGUGCCCACGGCCAUGUCGGAGGAUGAGGAGGCGGCGGGGCCGGCGCUCCGCAGCCAGAGGCUCUUCCUCAACCAGCUGGACUCCUACGGCAGCAGGAACAUCGCCGAGUACUUAUCCAAAUGUGUGGUUGGAGCUUCUCUGGAAGAAAUAGAAGAAGAAGAAGAAGAGGAUGAUGAAACUAAAUCAAUCACACCUGAAAAUGUAAUAGGAAAAACAAAGGAGGGCACAUUCCAGAUAGUAGGAACGCUAUCCACUGCAGAAAGUGAAAUUCCACAUUUUGCUCUGGAAGCCUACUUUAACCUCUCUCGAGAAUCGCUUCAAACACACCUGCUGGAGUGUGAUGUUAUAAUUUACAACAUCAGUGAAAAUGCAGAGCAAAUAGAAGAAUCCAUGUGGGCUGUUUCUGCAUUACACUCUAUGAUGGACCGUUUUGAAAACCGAAAGACAUUUAUCUUACUCUCAACCGUGAUGACGUGGGCACGAUCCAAACCUAUUGAUCCCGAUGAUCCCGAAAUUCCUUUUACUGAAGAAGAUUAUCGCAGGAGGAAAGCACAUCCUAACUUCAUAGACCACCUAAAUGCUGAAAAAACUAUAAUCAAAUUAGGAAAAACAAAUAAACAGAAAUUUUCAACGUAUGUAGUUGCUGCUGGACUUACAUAUGGAGCCGAAGGAGGAAUCUUACAUUCGUUUUUCAAGAACGCUUGGUUGGGUGAGAUUCCCGCAUUGCCCAUUUUUGGUGAGGGAACAAAUAUAAUUCCAACCAUUCAUAUCCUUGAUUUAGCAGGAGUGUUACAAAAUAUAGCAGAUCAUAGGCCAAGGACUCAUUACCUAAUUGCCGUGGAUGACUCUCUUCAUACUCUGGGAGAAAUAGUUAAGUGCAUCAGUAAAAAUGCCGGCUCUGGAAAAGUCCAGAAAUUCCCCAAGGAAAAUGCUUUCUUAGCCAAAGACCUGACACAAGCGUCUCUAGACCAGUUACUGGUGAACCUGCGAAUGGAAGCCGUAUUUUUGAAAGAAAAUUUUAACAUUAGAUGGGUUGCUCAAGCAGGGUUGGUGGACAGUAUCGGAAAAAUCUUCAAAGAAUACAAGAAAAAAAGAGGAUUAUUGCCAAUCAAGAUUUGUAUCGUCGGUCCUCCUGCAGUGGGAAAGUCUACCAUUGCUGAAGCCCUUUGCCAACAUUACAAAUUACAUCACAUUAAAAUAAAGGAUGUGAUUUCUGAAGCCAUAGCAAAGCUGGAGCUCACCGUGGCGCCCAAAGCUGAAGUGGAGCAAGACGAACAAGACGAAGCUGAAGAAGAGGAAGACAAUGUGGAAGACGCCCAGGAGCUCUUGGACGGAGUCAAAGAAAACAUGGAGCAGAAUGCAGGUCGACUAGAUGAUAACUAUGUGAUUAGAUUCAUGAAAGAAAAACUAAAAUCAAUGCCUUGUCAGAAUCAAGGUUACGUUUUGGAUGGAUUUCCAAAGACCUACGAUCAAGCAAAAGACUUAUUUAGUAAUGAAGAGGAGGAGGAGGAGGAAGAAAUCAGAAACCACCUACCUCCCUUUGACAAAUUAAUCAUGCCUGAAUAUGUUGUCGCUUUGGAGGCAUCUGAUGAGUUCCUAAAAGAGCGGGUAAUGAAUCUUCCCGAGAGUACUGUAGCCGGAACUCAUUACGCUCAGGAUCGAUUCUUGAGGACUCUUAACCUCUUUCGGGAUAUCAACACGGAAGAUGAAACUGUUCUUAACUAUUUCGAUGAACUCGAAAUCCACCCUCAGCGUAUUGAUGUAGGCAAAUUCGAAGAUCUCCAGAACAGACUGGUCAUCAAGCAACUUAUCAAAGACAUCGGCGAGCCUCGGAACUACGGUUUGACAGACGAGGAAAAAGCCGAAUUACAGCGCGAGGCGGCCGAGGCUCGCCUCGCACGGGAGGCGGCAGCAGAAGCCGAACGGGAACGGAAGGAAGCAUCGGAAAAAGCUGAGAAGAUCGCUCGUUGGGAGGAAUGGAAUAAACAACUAGAAGAAGUGAAGAGAGAAGAACAGGAAUUACUGGAGGCCCAGUCUACCCCUCUGAGGAACUAUUUAAUGAAGAACGUCAUGCCGACGCUCCUGCAAGGCCUAAAUGAAUGCUGUAAGGUCAGGCCGGAUGACCCGGUUGAUUUUCUGGCAGAAUAUCUCUUCAAGCAUAAUCAUGAAAUGGAAUGAGUUUUUCUCCCAUACUUUCAGUUAGAGAUGUUUAACAGUUAAUUGUCUGCAAAAGAGAUUUUUUUUUCCACUA
Tachyglossus aculeatus (Australian echidna) is the source of this 2497-nucleotide messenger RNA. It is a transcript of the gene AK7, whose product is annotated as adenylate kinase 7. Gene Ontology annotation, biological process: nucleobase-containing compound metabolic process. Lineage: Eukaryota; Metazoa; Chordata; Mammalia; Monotremata; Tachyglossidae. The transcript has 20 exons. Bases 1 to 2424 code for a protein of 807 amino acids. Gene Ontology annotation, cellular component: cytoplasm. The record is from RefSeq and is a predicted model, not a curated record. Gene Ontology annotation, molecular function: ATP binding; AMP kinase activity.